This is a messenger RNA of Galdieria sulphuraria, 1213 nucleotides long. RefSeq names its product myb family transcription factor. The transcript is spliced from 6 exons. NCBI's taxonomy places the organism in Eukaryota, Rhodophyta, Bangiophyceae, Galdieriales, Galdieriaceae. The record is from RefSeq and is a predicted model, not a curated record. The coding region runs from base 108 to 1127 and encodes 339 amino acids. Gene Ontology annotation, molecular function: DNA binding.
AAAUGUGUGGCUCUCAUUGCGGGAAAAUUUCCAUUUGGCCUGUGGAAGAAAGCUGUUCGAUACGACGUCUAUUUUCUUAAGCCAGUUGCUCUUUAUCUAAGAAUUUUAUGGAUGUUCCUUCGUAUCGAUUCGAAUGUACUCCGUUGGUUGAAGUGAAAAAAGAAGCUAGAGAUCUCGAAGAUAGGAAGGAACCAAAGGGUAGUAGAAAAACGGAAACCACGAAUAUAGUGACAGAUACGAGUCGGAAUCUUGUCUCCUCCAUGGGGAGGCCAGUUUCUACUUCUACCGUAUCUGACGGUAGCUCAAAGGGUAGUGAAGUACAACCUGAAAGCUCUUAUUCGUCUUCUACUUUUCGUAAGCAACAAGGAAGGAAACCUUACCAACUGAAGAAAGUAAGAGAAAGUUGGACUCCAGAGGAACACGAACGCUUUGUGGAGGCUCUCAGAAAAUACGGUAGAAACUGGAAAAGAAUCCGAGAUUGUGUUGGCGGAAAAGAUUUGUUUCAGAUACGAAGCCAUGCUCAAAAGUAUUUUAUUAAAGUUCAGAAAUAUGGAAUGCAAGAAACGAUACCUCCACCUAGACCAAAGCGAAAAUCUAUCAAGGUUGAUCCGUCACAAGGAAAACAAGAGAUUAAGGAAGAUACCUCUCGAGUUGACCCAUUUGAUGAACUUCAUUGUUCCAAUUCAAGCAUAGUUCAAGAUAGUUCUUCGAAUAACGUCAGGCUACCACAGGCAUCCAGUAGUGGUGACCAAUUGAAGAAGUCAGCAGUUACACAGCUGUUUGCACCGCAUAAUAUAGAAAAAUGUGACGAUUCUGAGUUUGGACAAGUUCCAGAAAUAUCAGACGGAUACCGUAUGGGACAGAUGGCGACAGGUCCAGAUUUUGGGAAAGUUUAUGAUAUAUUUUCGCGAGUUUGUGAAGAUGGAGGCGAAGAACAGGUCGAAAACAAUCUCAAAGAUGGCAUUCGUAGUCUUUCUGUUGUAGACAAAGAACUUGUUUGUCUUCUUGCGAAAAACAUGAAAGCGAACGUAUCCAAGGAUGUGUUUCGCAAUGCUAUAAUUGAAGUCACGCAAUCAUCGACACGUAAUUGCAACGACAAAGAAUGGAACCCAAAUGCAAAUGAAUAACUGGCAAUUUCCCGAUAUGGCAUUGUUUUUUUUGUAAAUAUUUAAAAUAUGAAAAGUUGUUUCAUAAAUGCAAAAUUUAUAUGAGC